Molecule: messenger RNA, 1983 nt
Organism: Cyphellophora europaea CBS 101466
Lineage: Eukaryota; Fungi; Ascomycota; Eurotiomycetes; Chaetothyriales; Cyphellophoraceae
Exons: 1
Coding region: 1-1983 (660 amino acids)
Biological process (GO): mitotic DNA damage checkpoint signaling; protein phosphorylation
Cellular component (GO): nucleus
Molecular function (GO): ATP binding; protein serine/threonine kinase activity
Source: RefSeq, a predicted model, not a curated record
AUGGCGCAGGAAGAUAAUUCACAUCGGCCUACGCGCCUGCGCCUCGAAAUUUCCUCAGAUGCCUCAUCUCCAGAUGAAGUCGCCGUCGUAAGCCCACCAGAAGGACUACGUCCGCAAUCACGUCCAUCUCUACACACUGCUGGAGCCAGCGAAGACACUAUACGGGCCACGCCUCCCAUAGACAUCCCCACCGCCGCCGACGACCCAUCCACCGCCGACGAUGGUGAUCCAUCAUUCGUGGAGCGCUUCAUGCGCACCCGGAAGCCCUCGGUCAGCUUCAAUACUGAGGUGAAACUGGAGUCCGGUCAACGUCAAAGCAUGGACGAGCCGCUCAAGAAACCUGCGAGGGAUCGCGCGAGAGGGCGCUCACUACUACAGGUGCUUGCUGACGAGAGGCCCCGCUCCCGCGCUCAUAGCGAAGGUGAUCGGACUAAAUACGAUCCUGUGACUGGUAGACAUCUUCCUCAGUACUCUGCGUCGCCUCCACGGGAGCAGCCUCAUGUCGGAGAAGCUCGAUUCCCAAUGCUGCAAGAAACGGUCGACGCUAUGGCAAGAGAAUCUCACAACAAUGCCGCUUUACCUAUGUCCCUGACAUCCGAUUCUACCUUGUCCCCAACAGAAGAAGUGAGAACUCCAAAUGAUGCAGAACCUGCUACCUUCCCGGGGCAUGCCGCCUUCUCCUACGAUGAGCCCAAGGCCUUUCGUCGGACAGCUUCCCAACGGUGGCGCGAAAGCCAGAACAACGGAACCUCUACCGACUUCUUUUCUCGCGCAGGGAGUCUGCGAGAUGCUAGUGGCGGUAGCCUCAGUCGCGCGUUCAGCAGUCCGCGGCUCUCUCGACGCGACACUGCCGGCUCAACGAGAUCGCCCCGAUCCGCUGCCUCCUCAUAUCUUCGUGCAUUCUCCAUAAGUAGCAGCAACGAUGGUGACACCAACGAUGGGCCUCCACCGGCAGUUGAUGCCGAGGGCCAAACCAUUGGUGAAGAUUAUGUUUUAGGCAAACAAAUCGGGUUCGGAGGCUUCUCUGUCAUCAAAGAAGUCAUUGCUGGAAACUCGCAGCGCAAGCUAGCCGUCAAAAUUGUGCGUCGGCAGGUCGAGGGCAAAUCCGAGGCUGAGAAUGAACAAGUUCAAGCAGAGUUUGAACACGAGGUCGAGCUUUGGCGCUUUCUCGACCAUCGGCACAUUCUGCCCCUAGAGGCCGUCUACAAAUUUGACGAAGCUACCUUCUGCUUCAUCCCUCUCAGCACGGGAGGCACUUUAUUUGACCUUGUUCGGACAAAUCGACAAGGUGUAUCUGCAAACCUGGCUGCAGAGUAUGCUUACCAGAUCGGAUCUGCGCUACGCUACCUCCAUCUGGACGCUCGAGUGGUCCACAGAGAUAUCAAAUUAGAGAAUUGUCUGUUGGAUCGCGAUCCGAGAAAGCCUAACGGUCCCGGACUUGUUCGACUGUGCGACUUUGGUAUGGCAGAGUGGCUGUCCAAGGACUACGGUGAAGGUAAUUCCUCACCACCUUCACCGAAUAUCAACAAUUUCGAUCGGCCUCCCCAAAAGCACAUCGGGCCCGCUGAUAGCUCGACAUCGGCAUUUGCAGGCGGUAGUCUGGAGUAUGCUGCUCCUGAAAUCCUGCGGCUGUCGAGGAAACUAUCUUCGCAAUCCGAGGAGACACGAAGCGGUGCUGCUGAGCGCGCUAUUGUAUCACCGGCUGUUGACGUCUGGGCCUUCGGUGUUUGUAUAUUUUCUCUUGUUGUCGGGUCCCGCCCUUUCCAAAACACCUUCCAGCCCAGGGUUGUCAUGGCGAUUUUAGCUGGUGAUUGGGACGUGGAACGGCUGGCCCUCAAAGGUGGUGACGAUGUUGUUGAGUGUGUCAAAGGCUGCCUGGAGAUGGAAGAGGCAGAUCGGUGGGAUAUCAGCCGCGCUCUUGAAUGCGCCUGGCUUUAUGGCAUAACGAGCGACAGUGACGAAGAAAGCGCAUGGAAGCUCUAA